Messenger RNA from Racocetra persica, 169 nucleotides. Lineage: Eukaryota; Fungi; Glomeromycota; Glomeromycetes; Diversisporales; Gigasporaceae. The record is from the annotation of a GenBank genome assembly.
UUUAGUUCUAAUUUCAAUGAUCAACAUAUAUACUCUUGCCGCAUCUACUCCUCAAUACUGGAUUGAUUAUGACAAACGUCAAUAUAGUCUUGUGGAGAAACGUCAGUGGUAUUUUGACAAACAUCAAUAUGGUUUUGUGGAGAAACGUCAAUGGGAUAUUUAUAGAUAA